Molecule: messenger RNA, 1524 nt
Organism: Oldenlandia corymbosa var. corymbosa
Lineage: Eukaryota; Viridiplantae; Streptophyta; Magnoliopsida; Gentianales; Rubiaceae
Source: the annotation of a GenBank genome assembly
GAACAAUUCCACUCGAAAUUUCCAGGAUGAAAUCAAAUGAACAAAAAUUGGCUAUCGCAAAAUCGUAGACAAUUGGAACUCUUUUCUUUUAUUCUUUAUUUCUUUUUUUUUCAUUUAUUUUUGAGGUUUCCAAAUUGCCACAGGUCCCACGCUGCAAACUAUGACCAAAAAAAUAUCUCCCCCGCCAUCCCCUUUGAUUCUUCGAACAGUUCCAAAUCAUUCAGCCUAACUUCACACUCCGUUUCUCAAUUCCACAGUUCUUCUUCUUUACGCUGACACAAAGGAUUAAACACUUUUCUAUAGACGCUAAACCGAAGAAAGAAGAAAAAGAAAGGUUUUUUCAGCUUUCCUUUGAGGCACAUCUUUAGCUUUGAUAUGAUGGAUUCAAUAUCAUCGGUGUCACCAUCUAUAGUUCUUCCACCUAAAAGCAGCAACCCUCUUCAGAAUACUCACCACCGGCAACGAAUCAUCACCUUCUCAUCUCCAUUCCUCAAACCCAGCUCUCAAUUUCGUCUUUCAUGGGUAAGGAGGCGAUGCCAUCAUCACAGACAAGUGGGUCACCGGCAGAGGAUUAGGAUGGACGGGACCGCCGGCGCCGGCGGUGGAGAAAGAGAAGAAGAUGAGAAUCGUAGGAGGGAUGAAGAGCUUGAGCGGGCUCUUCAUAUGGAUGGUACUAUUCCUGGGAGUUCUAACGAAUUCGUUAAGCAAGUAUCUUCUCGCGCUUAUAACAUGCGGAGCAAUCUUCAACAAACUUUUGAUAGCAGUAGCUAUGAUGUUCUGGAGGCUAAUCCCUGGCGAGAAUCCUCAAAACCUGUGUAUGUGCUGACCCAUGCUGAAAACCAGUUAUGUACGAUGAAAACCCGCAGAAACCGGAGCGAAGUUGAAAGAGAACUGGGUCUAUUGUUUUCUAAAGGUAGCAAAUGGAGAAAUCAGGCCAAGCCUUCUGGGAAUGGCUCAAAAUUUCAAAUGCUUGUUGAGGAUAUCAGGGAGUGUGUGCUAGUGUUCGAAGAUCAAAAUGAAGCUGCAAAAUAUUGCGACUUGCUUCAAGGUGGCGGCCAAGAUUGCGAAGGUGUUGCGGAGAUUGAUGCCUCAUCAGUAUUUGAUCUCUGCCGAAAAAUGAGAGCCCUUGCAGUAUUGUUCCGCCGGGGGAGGACUCCUCCUCUGCCUGAAAGCUUAAAACUGAAUUUGAGGGCUCGCAAGCGCUCCCUUGAGGACCAAGUAGACAUAUGAUUCAGGUUCCUGGAUUGCAAAGUUCUUGUGUAUCUAUAGUAAUUUAACACAUUUAUGUUUCACAGCUUGUAUAGCAUUUCUGAAAAUGGAAAUUUGUAUGUAUAGUUUCAUAGGUCGCACUGUAAGCCCCAUUUCUUAAUCAGUUGAAAACAUUUGACAGGAGUAUCAAAUUAUACUUUGGCACUUGUAUCUGUUACGGAAUUGUACGCUUAGUUACUUACCAUCUAAUUUGGUUGACAAAUGAAGCUUAGAAAAUCAAAAUGAGAAGUGUCAUGAUGAAUUUUAUUCCUGGAU